Messenger RNA from Trichomycterus rosablanca, 1387 nucleotides. Its product is annotated as PDZ and LIM domain protein 5-like. Gene Ontology annotation, cellular component: filamentous actin; stress fiber; Z disc. Gene Ontology annotation, molecular function: actin binding; muscle alpha-actinin binding. The transcript is spliced from 9 exons. NCBI's taxonomy places the organism in Eukaryota, Metazoa, Chordata, Actinopteri, Siluriformes, Trichomycteridae. Gene Ontology annotation, biological process: heart development; muscle structure development; actin cytoskeleton organization. The record is from RefSeq and is a predicted model, not a curated record. Bases 278 to 943 code for a protein of 221 amino acids.
CACCCCCUCACACACCCCCUACCACACACCCCCUCACACACCCCCUCACACACCCCCUCACACACCCCACCCGCCAACCACCUUCACUUACACCUCCGGGUUCUACUGUUCCAGUUCUGUGUUACAUUUCCCAAAAUAUCAGCAUGUAAACUUAAACCCAACACACACACACACACACACACACACACACACACACACACACUGCCUCCCUCAUGUGGACUGUUAAAGCUCUUCAGUGUUUCUCUGCUGCUUAGUGGAUCAGCGACACACUGCAGGGAUGAGCGCUAAUUAUUCGGUGGAGCUAGCUGGUCCGGCGCCGUGGGGGUUCAGACUGCAGGGGGGCAAAGACUUUGACAUGCCCCUCACCAUCUCCCGGCUGACAGAUGGUGGUAAAGCAGCUAAAGCGGGUGUGGCUGUUGGUGACAUUGUGAUCUCCAUCAGUGGCACUAAUACUGAGGAUCUAAAUCACCUGGAGGCUCAGAACAAGAUUAAAGAGUGUAAAGGAAAUUUAAAAAUCACCCUACAGAGAGCAUCCAGCGUUCCAACAUCAUCUGUAGAACCAAAGGCAACUACAGUCACAACGACAAAUACUUUAGUUAAUAUCAACAAUCCUGCAGUGAACAGGCGUGUAAUAUUCCGUAAGCCCAUCAUAGAGACAGACAUCGGCUUCUACCACACGGCGUCUCAUGCUGACGCAAGCAGGAAACGCAUCAUGGAGGACACUGAGGACUGGAGACCAAGAACAGGAACGUCCCAGUCCCGCUCCUUCCAGAUCCUCGCUCAGAUUACCGGCACUGAGGGGAUGCCUGAGGAAAAGGUCACGACCAAUGAGACAGUCAAGAGGAGGGAGACGAAGGUGAAGGUCGGACCACAGUACCACAAACUGAGAAACUGGCACCAUGGAAUUUCAGCUCGAACCCUCAACGUCCUGAGUCUGGUUUAGCGCCGUCACAUCAGAAUCGAAGCUGCAGAGCGACGACGAGGAAAACAUUCAUGCUACCAUCAUCUUAGCAACAUCACAAGUUCACCCCCUGCCCCGCCCGCUUCUCAUUAUGUUUAUAUUCAAACCCUAAAAGCGUGAGGUUGUAGUUCACUAGGAGUUUUGAUUGGAUUUGUUUUUACUAGCUAAUGCUGAUAGCUGUUAGGCUAACUAAAUAGCUCGGGUUGUGUGAUAUCAGUGUGUUAUUUGGAUUAGCGUUAAUGAAACGUGUUUAUUAGCCUGUGUGAUAUACAGUAUAAAUGUCUUUAUUAUUUAUGAACUCUGAGUUAUGAUUGAUAUGGAAUCAUCGCUAGUUUCUGAUGGCGGCUCUUUUACUAGUGUUAAGUUUAGCUGGUUGUUUCUGCUGCGUUUUUUCUGAAGUGUUGAAAUAAAUCCACGUUUUCUCUC